ACAGUCAAGCAACAAGUAUUGACAGCGAGCAGUACACUUGUAAAGAAUUUCAGCUUUAUCGUGAGUUCUGCGUACAGAGCAAGAAUAGAUUUUCUAAUUGUUAAUAUUAUCCUCCACUGUUUUAUCAAGUAAAUUAGGAUAAAAAGAACAUAAUGGCUGCAAAGACUCCUGCUGUUGGCAUUGAUUUGGGUACAACUUACUCGUGUGUUGGGGUAUUCCAGCACGGCAAGGUGGAGAUUAUUGCAAAUGAUCAAGGAAACCGCACCACACCAUCAUAUGUAGCGUUUUCAGACACUGAGCGUCUGAUUGGUGAUGCUGCAAAAAACCAAGUAGCUAUGAAUCCUAACAACACAGUCUUUGAUGCAAAACGCCUUAUCGGCCGCCGAUUUGAGGACACUGUCGUCCAAGCGGACAUGAAACAUUGGCCAUUUGAAGUUAUUAGUGAUGGUGGAAAACCGAAGAUUCAAGUUGAAUAUAAAAAUGAGACAAAAACAUUCUUCCCAGAGGAAAUAUCUUCCAUGGUACUGCUGAAGAUGAAGGAAACUGCUGAAGCUUAUUUGGGAAAGGCUGUGGCCAAUGCUGUUGUUACUGUACCUGCUUAUUUUAACGAUUCCCAGCGUCAAGCUACCAAAGAUGCUGGAACCAUUGCUGGUCUUAAUGUUUUACGAAUCAUUAAUGAACCUACUGCAGCUGCUAUUGCCUAUGGCUUGGACAAGAAAGUCGGCGGGGAACGCAACGUCCUUAUCUUCGAUCUUGGUGGUGGAACUUUUGAUGUUUCGAUCUUGACAAUUGAAGAUGGAAUUUUUGAAGUGAAAUCAACUGCCGGAGAUACUCAUUUAGGUGGAGAGGAUUUUGACAACCGUAUGGUAAACCAUUUUGUUCAAGAGUUCAAGCGAAAGUACAAGAAGGAUAUGGUCACCAACAAGCGUGCUCUACGUCGCCUACGUACUGCUUGCGAGCGUGCCAAACGUACCCUGUCAUCGUCUGCCCAAGCUAGCAUUGAAAUCGAUUCCCUUUUUGAGGGUAUUGAUUUUUACACAAGUAUUACGAGAGCUCGUUUCGAAGAAUUGAAUGCCGAUCUUUUCCGUUCCACCAUGGAACCUGUUGAAAAGGCCAUCCGUGACGCAAAAAUGGACAAAGCCCAAAUUCAGGACAUAGUUCUUGUUGGCGGCUCCACUCGUAUUCCUAAAGUCCAGAAGCUGUUGCAAGAUUUCUUCAAUGGGAAAGAACUAAACAAAUCGAUUAAUCCCGAUGAGGCCGUUGCAUAUGGCGCUGCCGUUCAGGCAGCAAUUUUGCAAGGAGAUAAAUCAGAGGCUGUUCAAGAUCUGCUUCUUCUUGAUGUUGCGCCUCUUUCUUUGGGUAUUGAAACAGCUGGAGGUGUUAUGACUGCUCUCAUCAAGCGUAAUACUACCAUCCCGACUAAGCAGACCCAAACUUUUACCACCUACUCUGACAACCAACCUGGUGUGCUGAUUCAAGUGUACGAAGGAGAACGUGCAAUGACAAAGGAUAAUAACCUUUUGGGCAAAUUUGAACUCACUGCGAUUCCACCAGCUCCGCGUGGGGUUCCCCAAAUUGAGGUCACAUUCGAUAUUGAUGCCAACGGUAUUUUGAACGUAUCUGCUGCUGAUAAGUCUACUGGUCGCGAAAACAAAAUUACCAUCACGAACGACAAGGGACGUUUGUCGAAAGAAGAAAUUGAGAGAAUGGUAUCCGAUGCCGAGCGCUUCCGCUCUGAAGACGAAAAACAGCGUGAGCGUGUAUCUGGCAAGAACUCCUUGGAAUCUUACUGCUUUAAUAUGAAGUCCACGGUGGAGGAUGAAAAGUUCAAAGACAAACUAUCUGAUGCUGAUAAGACAACUAUUCUCGACAAGUGCAACGAGGUCAUCAAGUGGCUGGAUGCUAACCAGCUCGCCGAUAAAGAAGAGUUUGAGCACAAGCAGAAAGAAAUUGAACGUGUGUGCAAUCCCAUUGUCACCAAGUUGUACCAGGGUGCUGGAGGUGCCCCUCCUGGUUUCCCCGAUAGUGCUGGAGCUGCUCCUGGUGCUCCAGGCGCUGGUUCGGGAUCUGGACCAACCAUCGAGGAAGUUGACUAAAUAUCAGGCUUUUGCGUGAAUGCUCUAUUCAUUUUCCAUCAAGUUGAGUUUCAUUUUUAAGCUAAUUCAUUCAACUGAAUAUACGAUAUCAAUUGCCGUA
This is a messenger RNA of Daphnia magna, 2196 nucleotides long. Its product is annotated as heat shock 70 kDa protein cognate 4. Lineage: Eukaryota; Metazoa; Arthropoda; Branchiopoda; Diplostraca; Daphniidae. The record is from RefSeq and is a predicted model, not a curated record. The coding region runs from base 153 to 2096 and encodes 647 amino acids. The transcript has 8 exons. Gene Ontology annotation, biological process: vesicle-mediated transport; protein refolding; cellular response to unfolded protein. Gene Ontology annotation, cellular component: plasma membrane; cytoplasm; cytosol. Gene Ontology annotation, molecular function: misfolded protein binding; ATP-dependent protein folding chaperone; ATP hydrolysis activity.